This is a messenger RNA of Lactuca sativa (garden lettuce), 1610 nucleotides long. Its product is annotated as glutamine synthetase, chloroplastic. NCBI's taxonomy places the organism in Eukaryota, Viridiplantae, Streptophyta, Magnoliopsida, Asterales, Asteraceae. Gene Ontology annotation, cellular component: cytoplasm. Gene Ontology annotation, molecular function: glutamine synthetase activity. The record is from RefSeq and is a predicted model, not a curated record.
AAAGGCGAAUUUCCUCCACCCAAAACCCAACGCACCCCUAUCUCAUAAGGAAAGGCCAAUCACCAUAUUUUGUUUGUUUUGUUUUUAUUAUAAAUUAUAAAUAAAUAACCCUUUCAACACCCACUCUACAACUUCCAGUUUUCUCUUUCCCCCACCACUUCCCGACUGCUUUUCCGGUGAAAAUGGCUCAGUGUUUGGCUCCUUCAGUGCAAUGGCAAACAAGGUUAACAAAGAAUGCAAUGGAAACAAGCUCAAUGACCUCAAAAAUGUGGAACUCUGUGUCAUUUAAGCAAAGCAAGAAAGGAGCAUUUAAAAGCUCCACAAAAUUUAGAAUUUGUGCUUCAUCAAGUGGAACUAUUAACAGGGUUGAGGAUUUACUAAACUUGGAUGUUACUCCUUACACUGAUAAGAUCAUUGCUGAAUACAUUUGGAUUGGAGGUUCAGGAACAGAUGUGCGCAGCAAGUCAAGGACACUCUCGAAACCAGUGGAGCAUCCUUCUGAGCUUCCAAAGUGGAAUUAUGAUGGAUCAAGUACUGGACAAGCACCAGGAGAAGACAGUGAAGUUAUCUUAUACCCUCAGGCGAUCUUUAAGGACCCUUUCCGUGGUGGCAACAACAUCUUGGUAAUCUGUGAUACAUACACUCCACAAGGAGUUCCUAUCCCUACAAACAAACGUGCAAAGGCUGCUGAGAUUUUCAGUGAUCCUAAAGUUGUAGCACAAGUUCCCUGGUUUGGAAUUGAGCAAGAGUACACUUUGCUUCAACAAGAUGUGAAGUGGCCUUUGGGUUGGCCUGUUGGAGGGUACCCUGGUCCUCAGGGUCCAUACUACUGUGGUGCGGGGGCAGAUAAGUCAUUUGGAAGGGACAUAUCUGAUGCACAUUACAAGGCUUGUUUAUACGCUGGAAUCAACAUCAGUGGAACCAAUGGUGAAGUCAUGCCAGGACAGUGGGAAUUCCAAGUGGGUCCCAGCGUUGGAAUCGAAGCCGGUGACCAUAUCUGGUGUGCCCGAUACCUCCUUGAGAGAAUUACUGAACAAGCUGGUGUUGUUUUGACACUUGACCCUAAGCCAAUUGAGGGAGACUGGAAUGGAGCAGGAUGCCACACUAACUACAGCACAUUAAGCAUGAGAGAAGAAGGUGGAUUUGAAGUAAUCAAAAAGGCGAUUCUGAACCUUUCCCUUCGCCACGCAGACCACAUCAGUGCUUACGGUGAAGGAAAUGAAAGAAGAUUGACAGGAAAACACGAAACUGCCAGCAUCAACACAUUUUCAUGGGGUGUUGCUAACCGUGGUUGCUCCAUCCGUGUGGGGCGUGACACUGAGAAGGCAGGCAAAGGUUAUUUGGAAGACAGGCGUCCAGCAUCAAACAUGGAUCCAUACACAGUGACUGGAUUACUUGCAGAAACUACUCUCCUGUGGGAGCCUACACUUGAGGCUGAAGCACUUGCUGCUCAGAAAUUGGCACUGAAUGUGUAAAACAAUCAAAUGAAUCCAUUUUCUUCUGAAGCUUGGACUUGGUUAUUUGUUUCUAGUUGAUUUUCUUCAAGAACUUGUGUAGAUAAAGCUCCCAAAAAUCAUCAUGGCUUCAUAUGCAAAUCUGUUUUUGACAAA